Messenger RNA from Macadamia integrifolia, 1246 nucleotides. RefSeq names its product N-(5'-phosphoribosyl)anthranilate isomerase 1, chloroplastic-like. The transcript is spliced from 5 exons. Gene Ontology annotation, molecular function: phosphoribosylanthranilate isomerase activity. The coding region runs from base 172 to 1008 and encodes 278 amino acids. Gene Ontology annotation, biological process: L-tryptophan biosynthetic process. Lineage: Eukaryota; Viridiplantae; Streptophyta; Magnoliopsida; Proteales; Proteaceae. The record is from RefSeq and is a predicted model, not a curated record.
CUUGCACAACGGCACCCCCUUUUUUAAGGGCGGACCUCGGCGCAACGGUUCUUGGACAACCACAGAUUCUACUUAAAAUCUUGUUUUCCCAUUCACGGGUAUAUUAGCGUCUAAAUCUCGUAUUUGAGCAAGGAAAUCUUCUCGGUGUCGAAGGGGAAGGUUUUGGACACAAUGACCUCCACAGGGUUAAUACUGAAUACUCAUCUUCAACCCAAUGCCAUGAAUGCUUGUACAACGCAAAAACCAGGUGUUUGCAAGUUUCAGGCACCGCACCUGUUCUUGUCAAGAUACAGAUGCCACUUGAAUCCAGUGAGAACAAGUGUAUCAUGCCAAUUUGCUGAAGUUUUACAUCCUCAAGAGGACCACAAAACUCAUCCUUUAGUUAAGAUGUGUGGAAUUACAUCAGCUAGAGAUGCUGCAAUGGCUGCUGAAGCUGGUGCUCAUUUUAUUGGGAUGAUUCUUUGGCCCAACUCAAAACGUUCUGUCUCACUUUCGGUUGCAAGAGAAAUCUCGAAAGUAGCUAGAGAUUAUGGAGCAGAACCUGUUGGGGUAUUUGUAGAUGAUGAUGCAGCUACAAUGUUAAGAGCUUCCAAUGCAUCUGACAUUGAGCUUGUGCAGCUUCACGGAGAUGGGUCUCGAGCUGCUUAUCAAGUUCUACUGCAACAAAAUCGUAUAAUCUAUGUCCUCCAUGCCAAUGAAUAUGGUGCUCUGCUAAACAAAAUUUCUGAUGAAGAAUGUUCCUUGGCUGAUUGGAUUCUAGUGGAUAGUGCAAAGGGUGGAAGUGGUCAAGGAUUCGACUGGGCAAGGUUUAAGUUACCAUCUAUCAAAAGCAAAAAUGGGUGGCUUUUAGCAGGAGGGAUCAACCCUGAUAACGUUCAUGAAGCUCUUGCUACUCUUAGGCCUGAUGGUAUUGAUGUGAGCAGUGGUAUCUGUGCUUCUGAUGGUGUUCAGAAGGAUCAGUCUCGAAUAUCUUCUUUCAUGACUGCAGUGAAUUCCGUGCAUUAUUGAUCAUACAACUUACAAACAACAAAAUCAGCCUUAUCCCAACAUAAUGGGGUCGGCUACAUGGAUCCAGACCAAACAAAGUAUCAAGUAUGUAAAAACAGUGAGAAGGAAAUUAUUGAACAAUUCUUUUUUAUCUGUAUACGAUUUCACGAAGUGUUUUAUUUCAAGGUGAAAGGAUAUUAAAGGAGGAUUGGCAUGUCAAGGUUAUAUAAUACUUAGUUGGAUAGCCUUUUCUCUAAAA